UCAGUUCGGCGGAGAAAAACUAGUGCUCGUGAAAGAAACAUGCGACGACUUGAAAGUAAUGAGCGAGAGAGAAUGAGAAUGCAUUCGUUAAAUGACGCUUUUCAAGGGCUUCGUGAAGUUAUACCACAUGUUAACUUAGAAAGAAAACUGUCCAAAAUAGAAACCUUAGCAUUAGCCAAAAAUUACAUCAAGGCAUUAACAAACGUCGUAUGUGAAAUGCGGGGUGAAUUUUCUCCAUAUAAAUUCCAAGCUCCUGAUCCGGAAAGUAAAUCAGAAGAAGAAAUAAAAAAUACUACUGAUAUUAAUGGAAAUGAAAAUAUAGACUCA
This is a messenger RNA of Lottia gigantea (owl limpet), 327 nucleotides long. RefSeq lists its product as hypothetical. The annotation marks the transcript as partial. The record is from RefSeq and is a predicted model, not a curated record. Gene Ontology annotation, molecular function: protein dimerization activity. The transcript has a single exon. Lineage: Eukaryota; Metazoa; Mollusca; Gastropoda; Lottiidae.